UGUAAGGAGAUGAGAUGGACAGAUUCCUGGUGAAGAGGGCUCCAGGUAGCCUUCCAGGAAAUGAAGAGGAGGAAGAGGAAGAGCAGACCGGAGGAGAGCCAGACAUGGACAGAGGAAGCAAGAGGAAGAGGCCCAGGAGAGAGUCCCCCAGCAGUGUAGCCCCCCUGGCAGCCCCAGGCUGGCAGCACAUCCGGGCCGAGGGUCUAGACUGCGAUUACAUGGUCCUGUUUGGCAAAGCCGAGGCGGAUAACAUUCUCCGGGAGCUGGAGAAGGAAGUGGAAUAUUUCACAGGUGCACUGGCCAGGGUGCAGGUGUUUGGGAAGUGGCACAGCGUGCCCAGGAAGCAGGUGACAUAUGGCGAUGCGGGACUCACGUACACCUUCUCGGGCCUCACACUGUCCCCACGGCCCUGGAUCCCCAUCCUCGAACGUGUCCGGGACCGCGUGUCUGAGGUGACGGGACACACCUUCAACUUCGUGCUCAUCAACAGGUACAAAGAUGGCUGUGACCACAUUGGGGAGCACCGUGAUGACGAGAGGGAACUGGCCGCCGGAAGCCCCAUCGCCUCCGUCUCCUUUGGGGCCUGCAGGGACUUUGUCUUCCGUCAUAAGGACUCCCGGGGCAGGAGCCCUGCCCGGCAGGUGGCAGCAGUGCGGCUGUCGCUGGCACAUGGGAGCCUGCUCCUGAUGAAGCCCCCAACCAACACGCACUGGUACCACAGCCUUCCCGUGCGCAAGAAGGUGCUGGCUCCGCGGGUCAAUCUGACGUUUCGGAAAAUCGUGCCUGCUAAGAGAUAAAAAAGGUUUGCCACCGGUUGGUCGGUAUGCUUACUUUCCCUUUCCACUUUUGGGACCUGGGGGUGCUGACAGGGAAUACAGGCAAGGUUUCAUCAAAACCAUUGACCUGGUCUCUGUAGGAUUCAGAAAGAGGAUGUUAUAAUAAAAUCAUGUUUCAGUAAUCAAAAGACGACAGCUGACCUUUUUUCUAACAAAAUGGUU
Molecule: messenger RNA, 998 nt
Organism: Ochotona curzoniae (black-lipped pika)
Lineage: Eukaryota; Metazoa; Chordata; Mammalia; Lagomorpha; Ochotonidae
Gene: ALKBH2
Product: alkB homolog 2, alpha-ketoglutarate dependent dioxygenase
Exons: 3
Coding region: 15-797 (260 amino acids)
Biological process (GO): DNA repair
Source: RefSeq, a predicted model, not a curated record